Messenger RNA from Uranotaenia lowii, 3720 nucleotides. RefSeq lists its product as uncharacterized. Lineage: Eukaryota; Metazoa; Arthropoda; Insecta; Diptera; Culicidae. The transcript is spliced from 9 exons. Gene Ontology annotation, molecular function: nucleic acid binding. The record is from RefSeq and is a predicted model, not a curated record. Bases 1 to 3720 code for a protein of 1239 amino acids.
AUGGUCGGCGCAGUAAUCCAGGAUGACUUAAGAGCUAUCAUUCUGAGAUCCAGGCUUCAUCAGGUGAUGCUCAUCGCAGACAUUAAACAAAUGUAUCGGCAGAUUUUGGUUGAUGACAGAGACACUCCACUCCAGCGAAUUUUUUGGCGAAAUUCUCCAGAACAUCCUAUGCAGACAUUCGAGCUCAAAACGGUAACCUACGGCACGGCCAGCGCACCAUUUUUGGCCACCAGGGUCCUCCAGCAGCUAGCAGACGACGAAGAAUCGAACUUUCCCGAAGCAGCUAAGAUCCUCAAGAGAGAUGUCUAUGUCGACGACCUGUUCACCGGUGGAAGCUCUCCAACGACGGUAGCGGAACUGCGAACUCAGCUUGACAAGUUAUGCAGAACAGGUGGAUUUGAAUUCCGGAAGUUUGCCUCCAAUGUUGAAUCUGUUCUUGACGGCGUUUCCCCUGAAAGACGUGCUAUCCAAUCCUCGGUCGAACUUGCAGCAGACCAGUGCAUCAAAACCCUGGGCCUACACUGGGAACCAGCAGCCGACAACUUGCGGUUUCACAUUCAACUACCAAAGCAACCUCCAGACACCCUCAUGACAAAACGAAUUGCUCUUUCGCAAAUUGCCCAGCUUUUUGAUCCCCUAGGAUUGGUUGGACCAGUCAUCGUAACCGCCAAGAUAUUCAUGCAGACACUGUGGGGCCUUACAUCUGACGAAGACAAACCUUGGGGCUGGGAUCAACCGCUGCCAGAUUCUCUCUCCAAUUAUUGGAUAAAAUAUUACUCUCAGUUGCCCCUGCUUGAGCAACUGAGAAUCCCUCGAUGUGUUGUGUUGGCUGAACCAAGUUCCAUUGAAUUGCACCUUUUUUCGGACGCAUCGGAGCAAGCUUAUGGCGCCUGUGCGUAUCUGCGAUCGACCGACGCGUCUGGUAAUGUUUUGGUAUCCUUAUUGACGGCAAAAUCGAAGGUUUCACCCUUGAAAAAGCGCAGCAUUCCUCGGCUCGAACUCUGUGGAGCACUAGAAGCUGCUCAACUUUACCAAAAGAUCUGCUCCGCCUUUGAAUCGAAAUUCACAACAUUUUUCUGGGUCGACUCAACUACAGUUCUAGCCUGGCUGAAAGCCAGCCCAUCAGUGUGGACUACAUUCGUCGCUAACCGAGUGUCCAAAAUCCAGCUGGCAACGGUGGGCCCUUCUUGGAACCAUGUGGCAGGGCAGCAGAACCCUGCAGACCACAUCUCAAGAGGCAUCGACGCUGAAACUAUUCUCGCGUGUGACCUUUGGUGGAAAGGUCCACAGUGGUUGCAAACCGAACAAUCCUACUGGCCUGUCAAACAGCAAAAUCAAUCGUUCGAAACGCAGUUGGAAUCUCGAUCAACCCCGAUUCAACUUUUGACAUCAACAGCUGAUCCUUCAUUCAUUGAUCUGUUCGUCGAACGAUUCUCAUCGUUCCAACACAUGCUACGGGUAACGGCAUUCUGUUUCCGGUAUAUUUCAAACUGUCGGACCAAAAGGACGAAGCAGCAGAAGUUGUUUGGCACUCUUUCAAAGACGGAAAUUCAAAAUGCAGAAUCAGCGCUCAUUCGUCUUGUUCAACUUCAGGAAUUCCCCAACGAAACAAGUGCUCUACGUGACUCAAAGUCCAUUCCCGUUAAAUCCCGACUCCGGUGGUUUACUCCUUUCCUAGAUCAAGAUGGAGUCAUGCGUGUGGGUGGCAGACUAGAUCGAGCAUCCUUGACAUACGACAGUAGGCACCAAAUCCUCCUCCCGUAUCACCAUCGUUUUUCUGCUUUACUUGUCCAAUGCUAUCAUCAACGAAAUCUUCAUGCGUCACCACAAUUACUCAUCGGACUACUUCGCCUUCGCUAUUGGAUAAUAGGGGCCAGAAAUCUGGCCAAAGUAGUCGUACAUCGCUGCACCAUUUGCUUCCGAGCUCGGCCAAAAUUGGUUGAGCAAUUUAUGGCUGAGCUGCCCAAGGAACGAAUCACAGCCACUCGUCCCUUCACGGUGACGGGGGUUGACUAUUGGGGCCCAAUUAUGCUGAAACAUCCGCAUCCCAAGUUUAUACAAGCAUUGCGACGCUUUGUAUCUCGCCGAGGCCCACCGUCGGACAUCUACUCCGAUAACGGACGGAACUUUCUCGGGGCUAAAAACGAGCUCAAACGACUCAUCCGCCAGACUGAACAUGCGCAGAAGGUUGAACAGGAGUGCGCUGAUUGCCACAUUAGAUGGCACUUCAAUCCGCCCAGAGCAUCCCACUUUGGCGGGCUGUGGGAAUCGGCCAUCAAUUCCGCCCAGAAACACUUUGUCCGCGUCGUACGUGACCAUUCAUUGCUCUUCGAUGACAUGCAGACACUCUUGAAUCAAAUCGAAUGCUGCCUUAACUCCCGGCCUCUUGUUCCCGUAAGCGAUGAUCCGACUGACUUCGAGCCACUCACGCCCGGACAUUUCCUCGAUCUGUGGCGAAGAUGGCACCUGGAAUAUUUAACGAAAUUACAACCACGAAGCAAAUGGGUGCACUCACCUGUAACUAUUAAAGAAAACCAGCUGGUUCUCUUGAAGGAGGAAAACAUCCCACCAAUGCGUUGGCCGACAGCAAGAGUGAUCCAGACACAUCCUGGCGAAGACGGAAUCAUCCGAGUGGUGACUUUGAGAACGCCGAAGGGCUCCUGUACAAGACCGGUGUCAAAAAUCUGCCUGCUGCCGAUUGCAUCAUCGUCGGAGGAAUCAAAUCACAAAGAGAAUGAAGAACGAAAACAACCCGUAUUUUGGUUCUGUACAGCGUUGCUGUACUGCAGUUCUGAUCCGAAAAACGUUUGGCCCCAGAGGAUCCAAAAGCGGGCAGGCACCGUAGCCAAAAAGGUGCCUAGUGCGUCCCAAGAAGGUCGAAAAGCCGUCCGUCGACAUACGGCUGAAGACACCGGCUGUCCGUCAACAUACGGCCAAGGACCAACCGCCUGGGUCGACGCAAGUCAAGAGCGUCUGACUGGCCCUUCUGAGGGAAUCCGAGGCCGAGAAAGAAGCCCUGACAGCACGCCAGGUUAUUGGUAUCCCGGCGAAACUCCAAGAUCCAGACACGUGGUACCACGGCAGCGAGUUCCAGCAGGUGUCCGGCAGCAUCGACGGGUCCAGAAGCAGCAAGCACAUCUAAAUACGGGUUAUAACUGGGUGGAAGAAAGCGAAGGUCGAACAGAUCCCGAGAGUCCUCCUUCCGGCCGUCGUUAUAAAACUUAUAAUGCUAACCGUAGCGUUCCUCGAGACCGCAUCGAGACUAACCCUCUUGGAAUCCAACUUCUCGGCAUUGAACUCCAUUUGUACUUCUGGCUAACCUGGAGCAUCUCGUGGCCUUUGUGCUGGCGAUCCUCUGCCGCACAGCCAAAGCGCGAGAGUAACCCUCUCUCCUUUAGCACCGCCCAAUUAAACCGGGGUGUCGCUCCAGUUGGACCUGUCCACUUCUGCGCACCCCGGUUGCGGAUCCUGAGACUCCUCCCGGCCGCCGGACGUGAUUUCACGCUUGCUAACCGCACCGUGACUCACGACGGCAUCAGAAGUAACCAGCUCGGUCCUCGAACCUCCCCGGAAUCGACCUCUGGCGGACAUUUCACUGGCUGGUCUCUACGCUGGUGGUCCUCCAUCAGCUGGCUGGUCCUCUGCGGUGGUCCUCUAACUGCUCGCUGGCCCCACGAUCCGGGCUGGUCCUUCUGCGCUGGCUGUUGGAGCACUUGCUAA